AGAAGCCCCGCAGACCAUGCAUGUAGGCUGGCCGCGUUUGCUACUUCCUCUUCAACUCGUCAAGUUAGUCAGUCGGCUCGGUUCUUCCUAUGCGCUGUGUUUGUUAGUUGCUACAAUACUGCAACGUACAUUUAAUCUAAAUUAACAAACCACGCGUAUCUCGAAGAUGUCUCUUGAAUUCGAACUUUGCCCAGGCAGGAUGAUCGGGGGCAGCAACCCUUGUUUCAUUAUCGCCGAAAUUGGGCAAAAUCACCAGGGCGACAUUGAGAUUGCCAAGAAAAUGAUCAAGAUGGUUAAGGAUUGUGGAGCAGACUGUGCCAAAUUUCAGAAGAGUGAACUUGAGUUCAAGUUUAACAAGCGGGCCCUUGAACGUCCCUACACCUCCAAGAACUCCUGGGGAAAGACUUAUGGGGAGCACAAGCGCCACCUGGAGUUCAGUCACGAGCAAUACCGCGAGCUGAAAAAAUAUGCGAAAGAAGUUGGUAUAUUCUUCACGGCUUCGGGAAUGGACGAGAAGGCCGUCGAGUUUCUCCAUGAGCUUGAUGUACCGUUUUUCAAGGUUGGCUCAGGGGACACCAACAACUUCCCUUACUUGGAGGUGACGGCCAAGAAAAAUAGACCCAUGGUGGUCUCCAGUGGGAUGCAGUCGAUGGAGACUAUGCGCCGCGUUUACCAGACUGUGAAGAAGCACAACCAGAACUUCUGCAUUCUGCAGUGCACCAGCGCCUAUCCACUGGAGGCCGAGGACGUCAACCUGAGGGUCAUCACUGAGUACCAGAAGGAGUUUCCGGACAUUCCCAUUGGCUACUCCGGCCACGAGUCUGGCAUCUGCAUCACGGUGGGGGCGGUGGCUCUGGGGGCCAAGGUGGUAGAGCGCCACGUGACCCUGGAUAAGACCUGGAAGGGCAGCGACCACGAGGCCUCGCUGCUGCCGGAGGAGCUGGCAGAGCUGGUGAAUUCCAUUCGGACCGUGGAGAGAGCCCUGGGCACCGGCAUCAAGCAGAUGCUGCCCUGCGAGAAGGCCUGCCAUGAUAAGCUGGGUAAGUCUGUGGUGGCCAAGACGGACAUCCCGAAGGGCGCGGCCCUCACCAUAGAGAUGCUGGACGUGAAGGUGGCCGAGCCGAAGGGCGUGCCUCCCGAGGACAUUUACCAGCUGGUGGGGAAAACGGUUUCCGCCGAUGUGGCGGCUGACGACAGCAUCACCGAGGAACUGGUGGAGAGUUACGGGAAGAAGGUGAAGAGCUGAGCUCCGGGGAAGCCAUUCUCCCGCGGUUCAUCAGGAAAUACUGAUACGUAUGUUUGUUUGUUUUUCCCCUCGACCUUAAAAGUCUCAACCAGAGAUAAUAUAGGCCUUCGGUACGUCGUAACUGCACACUUUCGCAGUCUCGGAGCUGAUAGUAGGAGAGGGUGUCCCCGUUGUAUCUGUUCACGUUCAGUAUUUCCUGAUUUAAUCCGGAGAAAUCGCAUCCAUGACGACAGUCAAAGAGCACUACAGAAUGGUGAAGGCACACAGAGAUGAUCCAUAUAUUCAGAACCUGUAAGAUUAGAUUUUUUUUUCCUUUCACAUUUUUUGUUUGUUUACAAGAACGGGGUUAUCUCUACAGCAUGCUUGGCAGAGGGGGGUUAAGUCAUGAGACUGUAGAUGAAUUAAUGUGUAAUGUAAUGUGCACAGAUAAUCGCUAUCACUGUCAGAAUUGUGUUCAUUGAGAAUGUGAUGAAUUUGGUUGCCAACUGGAAAACCGUGCCAACAUGUUAGGCUGUUUACAUGUGCUGAAAUGUUGUCAAAUACAGCAGAAACUUGAACAUAAA
This is a messenger RNA of Conger conger (European conger), 1809 nucleotides long. RefSeq names its product N-acetylneuraminic acid synthase a (gene nansa). Gene Ontology annotation, biological process: carbohydrate biosynthetic process. Lineage: Eukaryota; Metazoa; Chordata; Actinopteri; Anguilliformes; Congridae. Bases 167 to 1246 code for a protein of 359 amino acids. The transcript has 6 exons. Gene Ontology annotation, molecular function: N-acylneuraminate-9-phosphate synthase activity. The record is from RefSeq and is a predicted model, not a curated record.